Molecule: messenger RNA, 8632 nt
Organism: Salmo salar (Atlantic salmon)
Lineage: Eukaryota; Metazoa; Chordata; Actinopteri; Salmoniformes; Salmonidae
Gene: tnca
Product: tenascin Ca
Biological process (GO): neuron projection development; regulation of cell adhesion
Molecular function (GO): protein binding
Source: RefSeq, a predicted model, not a curated record
GAAUGGGGGUCUGACCAGAAUGCUUCUCUCUCAGUUUAAAAGGCCUUUUAUCCUCCUCUCUCUUUCUUUCCCACUCUCUCUCUAGCUCGGAUCGUCUGUAGGGUCUAGGUGAGGAGAGCAGGCGCCUGACCUAUCAGUGGCAGAGGGGCUUUUCGGAACAGAAGUGCCAUCAGGUUGGAACACAAGGAGACAGGUUCCGGAACAGUCUUCAAAGUGGACAUCCUUUCAUUCCCCUUUAUUGAAUGUGCUGGGUUCCAACGAGGCAAUUUGUGUGAGCUGGUGCUGAAGGCUCUGGUGGCGUAGCUCUAAACGGUCUGGUCUGCUAAAGGGCCCCUACACUGUUUUCCAGAUUUGGCCAGUCUUUGUCCCGAUAUUCCUAAAGCUGAGUCCAGUUAAGAGAGCCAAACAUGAGUACUAAAAGCAUUCUAGGCUGCCUCUUCCUGACACUCCUUUUCAGCCUCUGCCAAUCUGGGCUGGUGAGAAAAAUACUUAGGCAUAAACGGGCGACUUUGACAGCCCCGGGCAGAGACAACAUAACCCUCCCCAGUGCUGACCAGCCAGUGGUCUUCAACCACGUCUACAACAUCAACGUCCCCGCUAGCUCCUUGUGCUCAGUGGACCUGGAUGCGCCAGGAAGUACCAGCCUCGAGCCCCAGGACGCAGUUCCGCCAUCAGGCCUCCACACCACCGAACAUACCAUGGAUGGGCAGAACCAGAUUGUUUUCACCCACCGCAUUAACAUUCCUCAGCAGGCGUGUGCAUGCACCGAAGGGUUCCCGGAUUUGAAGGACCUCCUGAGCAGGUUGGAGAUGCUGGAGGGAGAGCUGUCCACGCUGAGAGAUCAGUGCACUACUGGUGACUCUGGCUUCUGCAGCGCUCAGCCAGUCACAGGUGAGGUGGGGACCAAGCCUUACUGCAAUGGCCGUGGCAACUACAGUGCUGACACCUGUGGCUGUAUUUGCAAGCCUGGCUGGAAGGGACCCAACUGCACUGAGUCUGAAUGCCCCAAUGACUGCCAGGACCAAGGUCGAUGCGUAGACGGGAAAUGCAUCUGCUUCGAGGGCUUUGGUGGGAAUGACUGUUUGCUUGAGGUUUGCAAAGUGGACUGUGGUGAGAACGGACAAUGCAUUGGCGGGGUCUGCAUCUGUGCCGAGGGUUUCACUGGAGAGGACUGUUCUCAGACGGACUGCCUGAACAACUGCCUAGGCCAUGAAAAGUGUGUAGAUGGGGAGUGUGUGUGUGAAGAGCCCUGGACGGGUUCUGACUGCUCGGAACUCAUCUGCCCCAACGACUGCUAUGACCGUGGACGCUGCGUCAAUGGAACCUGCUACUGUGAAGAAGGUUUCACCGGGGAGGACUGUGGGGAGACAACCUGCCCCAGCGACUGCAUGAGUCAUGGUUUUUGUGUGGACGGCCAGUGUGUCUGCAGCGCUGGCUACACCGGAGAGGACUGCUCCAAGCUCACCUGCCCGGGUGAUUGCAAUGAUAGAGGUACCUGCUUCAAUGGCAUGUGUAUCUGCGAUUCUGGCUACCAAGGAGAAGACUGUAGCCAGCUGGCUUGCCUCAACAACUGCCACAACAGGGGGCAGUGUGUCAAUGGGCAUUGCCACUGCGACGUAGGCUACCAGGGAGAGGACUGCUCUGAGCUCUCCUGCCCCAAUAACUGCCUCAACCGGGGCCGCUGUGUCAACGGACAGUGUGUAUGCGAUGAAGGCUUUGGUGGAGAGGACUGCAGUAUUAAGACCUGCCCCUCGGACUGCUACGGCCGUGGAGACUGUGUGGACGGCCAGUGUGUCUGCUAUGCUGGCUUUACUGGUGAGGACUGCAGCGAGCUGAGCUGCCCCAACAACUGCCUGAAUCGCGGACGCUGCGUUGACGGGCAGUGUGUCUGCGAUGAGGGCUUCACAGGGGAAGACUGCAGUGAGAAGCGCUGUCCCAAUGACUGCCUGGGCCAGGGAUACUGUGUGGAUGGAAAAUGUGUCUGCCAGGACAGCUAUGCGGGUGACGACUGCUCUGGACUCACCUGCCCUGAUAACUGCAACAACAGGGGGCGCUGUGUUAAUGGGAAGUGCAUUUGUGAGGAGGGAUACGUGGGAGACAACUGUGGAGAGCUGAGCUGCCUCAACAACUGCCAGGACAAAGGCCGCUGUGUAAAUGGACAAUGUCUCUGUGAUGAGGGAUACAUCGGAGAAGACUGCUCAGAAGUUUCCCCUCCAAAGGACCUGACUGUAACAGAGGUCACCACUGAAACAGUGGACCUGACCUGGAAUAAUGAGAUGCUGGUGACAGAGUAUCUGAUCACUUAUGUGCCAAAUGGUCCUGGGGGUCUGUAUCAGGAGUUCACAGUGGGCGGAGACAAGACUGCUGCCACUGUCAGCGAGCUAGAGCCUGGCAUCGAGUACCUGAUCAACGUCUAUGCCAUCCUCAGCAACAAAAAGAGCAUCCCAAUCAGCGCCAGGGUGGCCACAUAUCUGCCAGAACCAGAAGGUUUGAAGUUUAAAUCUGUGAGGGAGACCUCAGUAGAGGUGCUGUGGGAUCAGCUGGACAUUCCUUUUGAUGCCUGGGAGCUCUACAUCCGCAACACGAAAGAGGAGAGUGGGAAAACCCUGACCACCCUUCCAUCCUCCCAGACCUUGUAUGAGCAGUCAGGGCUAGGUCCUGGUCAGGAGUACGAGGUUUCACUGGGCGUCAUCAAGAACAAUACCAGGGGACCUCAGUCUACUAAAAUCAUCACUACCAGGAUUGAUGGGCCCAGGCAGGUAGAGGUGCGUGAUGUGACAGACAGCUCGGGCUUGGUCACCUGGUUCCAUCCCGUGGCUCAGGUGGAUGGUGUCACCGUGUCCUACGGCCCCAGCUCCGACCCCACAGAGAGGACCAGCGUGGACCUGUCCACCUCAGACAAACAGUACAGCAUUAACAGCCUCAGCCCGGACACUGAGUACCAGGUGUCCCUGGUCUCCAGGAGGGCAAACAGCACCAGCGAUCCAGUCACUGAGAUAUUCACCACAGAUCUGGACUCUCCCAAGGACCUGCAGCCACUGGGCCAGACAGACAACAGCGUCACACUGGAGUGGAGAAACAGCCGGGCAGACGUUGACAGCUACAGGGUGAAGUACAGCCCUAUCUCUGGGGGUUCCCAUGGCGAAGAGGUGUUCCCCCGUGGGUCAGGAGACAACACUCAGGCAACUAUCACUGGAUUGAAGCCGGGUACAGAGUACGGAAUUGGUGUGACCGCCAUGAAGAACGAGAGGGAGAGCCUGCCUGCCACCACAAACGCAGCAACCAACCUUGAUGGGCCCAAGGACUUGGAAGUGAGCGAGUCCACAGAGACCAGCAUGACCCUGGUGUGGAAGAGACCCCGAGCCAAGAUCCCCGUCUACAGGCUGGUGUACAUCUCCAAGGAUGGCCGGAGGGAGGAGGUGGAGGUCCCUGGAACAGCCACCUCCUACAAUCUAAACAACCUGACCCCCGGCAUGAUGUACACCAUCACCCUGGUUGCUGAGAGGGGCUCAAAGAAGAGCACACCUGCCACCCUGUCCGCAUCUACAGCCUCUUUCACGUUUUACAUAGCCAACCCGGUCCCUGAGCUUACCACUCCCAUAGGCUCGGAGGACAAUAUCAUUAGUUUUGUGUCGUUAGACUCCUCUGACCCAGACCUACAGAUCUCAGGGAUGGGGCUUGAGCUCGAGGAUAAGCUGGGAGAGCUGACUGUCUCAGUUGUAACGUCCGAAGGAUUUGAACUUUCGUGGGAACCAAAAACACAUGUUGUCUAUGAUAGUUAUAUUUUAGAAUGUAGAGACACUCUGGGAUUAUGGGAUGUAAAAGAGGUCCAUCUCCAUGGAGAUGCCAAAGGUUCUAGAUUUCAAGGCCUGAGGGAAUCCACAGAAUAUCGAGUAAAGCUUUACGGAGUAAGCAAUAGCCAAAGAUCCUCUCCGCUUGAAGCAGUCACAGUUACAGCACCCAAGUCUACCUCUACUGAUGUAGUCGCUCUGAGUGUCAAAAGUGCUCAGACGACACAGUCUCCUGACACAGGAGCUGUUCAUCCAACAGUCCUUCCCCUGGCUCCUCUGAUCACAGAGGGGCCUACGUCUACAUCUCUGUACCCCACGGGGCACAUCCCCUCUGGGGCUGAACCUGAACCAGAGGGCUCCAGCCUGGAGACGCUAGGGGACCUCAAUGUCACAGACGUGAGCCCCACUAGCGUGAGGCUAGCCUGGUCAGCCCCAGAUGAAGCCUUUGAUAGCUUUUUGGUGGAGGUGAAUGCUCUGUCAGGGAUGGCACAAGCUCAUGUGACCACGGUACCAGGAAGUGCCAGGAAGACCCUUAUAGAAGGCUUGUCCCCUGGGACACGUUAUGAGGUUUCGUUGUAUGGGAAGGUGGAGGGGGAGCAGUCUCUGCCUCUUCAUGCUUUUGCCAAUACAGAGGAGCUGAGGCCUGUGGUGACCAACCUCACAGUCUCUGACGUGACAUGGGACAGCUUCAAUGUGCACUGGACUCCCGAGGACGGGGAGUUUGAGAGCUUUGUCAUUGAGGUGACAAACUUAGAGGGAGGUCCAGAGAGUGAGAACCUCACCCUGUCGGCUGAUGCCUUAAACCUGGGCAUUUCUGGCCUGAGUCCUAACACUUUGUAUAGGAUUGGCCUGUACGGGCUCCACCAGGGCUCCUUCCAGGAGCCGGUGUAUACUGAAGUCACUACAGUGAGCGAGCCAGUGGUUGGCAAUCUGUAUGUAUCUAAUUUAACGUCAGAGAGUUUCUCCAUCUCCUGGAAUGGCACUGAGGGAGAGUUUGACGGUUAUGUCCUGGAGAUUAUUGAUUCAGAUUGGCUGAAGGAGCCAAAGGAAUAUAACAUAUCCCAGAAUGCAAUGUCUUAUGACAUCACAGGGCUAAAGCCCAGCACUGACUAUAUAGCCUACCUCACUGGGAUUGUCAAGGGAUCACGAACCCAUGCUGUCAGUAUUAUUGCAUCAACAGCUGCAGAGCCUGACUUGUCCAGGCUAGUUGUUUCUAACGUUACCUCAGACAGACUUUCACUGUCAUGGAGGACGGGGGAGAAGGCUUUUGAUAACUUUAUAGUAGAAGUCAGAGAGUCUGCUUUGCCCUCGCAGGCCAUGGGCCGCACCCUGCCUGGAGCGGCUCGCGCCACAGUUAUGACUGGCCUCAAAGGGAGUACAACCUACGACAUCAAACUGUACGCCAGCUCCGCUGGACAGAAUACACAGCCCCUAUUCGCUGUAGUCACCACAGAGGCAGUCCCACAGUUGGGCCCAAUAGCUGUGUCUGAAUCUAGCCCCGAUAACUUCACCCUGUCCUGGGGCACAGUGGCUGGUCACUUUGAUGGCUUUGUCAUCCGGGUCGGUGACCCUGAACAGCUGUUUGAUACACUGGAGUUUACGCCGUCUGGCGAGGUCCGUAACAUUACAGUCACUGGCCUAGUGGACGCCACUGAUUAUGACAUUGAACUGUACGGUAUUUCUCAUGGGCGCCGCACCCCUUCCGUUUUAGCCCAUGCCGUCACAGCAUCAUUACCCAAAGUGGAAAACUUGACCAUUUCGGAGAUCACCCCAUUCGGCUUCCGCGUGUCCUGGAGGGCGCAUCAUCCUCAACAACAGGAAGGGGCUCCCUCUACUGUUGGCUUCGGCCACUUUCACAUAGUGGUGUCAGACUCAGGCUGGCUACUGGAACCUCAGGAGUUCACUGUCCCUGGCAACCAGAGCUUCUUGGACAUCUGGGGCCUGAUCACUGGCAUAGGCUAUGAGGUCAGGCUGACUGGGGUAUCCAGUACUGGGCUGGUCUCCCGCCCACUGACCACAGUGGCUGUGACAGAGGCUGAGCCAGAAGUGGAGCACAUGUUUGUCUCGGACAUCACUUCAGACAGUUUCCGCCUGGCCUGGACCGCGGAUGAAGACAUGUUUGAUAGAUUUGUGAUCAAAAUUAAGGACUCCACAAAGUUUGCGCAUCCACAAGAAGUCAACGUCCUUGGUGACGAGCGAACCAAGGUUUUAACGGGACUCACCGGCGGCACCGAGUACGAAAUCGAGCUGUACGGUGUCACUUUGGAACAGCGCUCCCAACCGAUUACCGGUGUUGCUCGAACAGGCCUGGGCGCUCCAAGAGGCAUCCGCUUCUCUGAAGUGACUGAGUCCUCGGCCAUAGUCCAUUGGAUCAUGCCUCGUGCCAGAGUGGAUAGCUACCGCAUCAUCUAUGUGCCUCUCCAAGGAGGCAGCCCAAUGACAGUGCUAGCAGAUGGGACUGAGACCCAGGCCUUGUUGCCUAACAUGUUGCCAGGAGUGACCUAUCAGGUCACCAUCUUUGCUGGGAAGGGCCUGGAGGAGAGUGACCCGGGGUCAGAGAACAUCACCACAGCUCUGGACAGGCCUCAAGCUCUUUCUGCUGUCAACGUCACUGACACGACCGCCCUGCUGCUAUGGCAACCAGCUCAGGCCACCGUCGAUGGCUACGUCAUCACCUACAGCGCAGAUUCAGUGUCCCCAGUGAUGGAGCACGUUUCUGGGAACACGGUGGAGUUUGAGAUGGGCUCCCUGGUCCCUGCCACCCACUACACAGUUGGGGUGUACGCCAUGAGGGAGGCACAGAAGAGUGGCACCAUCACCACUGAAUUCACAACGGAUGUGGAUUCUCCUCGUGACCUGGCAGCCAGUAACGUCCAGACAGACAGUGCCACUCUCACCUGGAAGCCUCCGCGUGCCACCAUCACCGGAUACAUCCUCACCUUCACCUCACCCGACGGCAAAGUCCGGGAAGUUGUCCUGAGCCCUACAGCCACAUCGUACAGCAUGAGUGAGCUGAGUGGCUCUUCAGAGUACAGCGUCAGGCUACAGGCCAUCGCUGGAGCCCAGCGGAGCCGCCAUGUCACCAAUGUCUUCACCACCAUUGGAGGGUUAUACAGAUACCCUAAGGACUGCUCGCAGGCUCUGCUGAAUGGAGACACAAUCUCUGGCACCUACAACAUCUACCUGGGAGGGGACGAGAGCCAGCCCAUCCAGGUCUACUGUGACAUGACCACGGACGGAGGUGGAUGGAUGGUGUUCCUGAGGCGCCAGAAUGGAAAUCUGGAGUUCUUCAGGAACUGGAAGAAUUACACCGGUGGCUUUGGGGACAUGAAUGAUGAAUUCUGGUUUGGUCUGGCCAACCUCCACAAGAUGACGGCAUCAGGCCAGUACGAGCUGCGUGUGGACCUGAGGGACAACGGGAAGUCGGCCUACGCUCAGUAUGACAAGUUCACCAUCGCAGAGCCACGUAGCCGCUACAAGAUGUACUUAGGAACAUACAGCGGCACAGCAGGUGACUCUAUGAUCUAUCACCAUGGUCGGCCCUUCUCCACGUACGACAAUGACAACGACAUUGCAGUAACCAACUGUGCACUGUCCUAUAAGGGUGCCUUCUGGUACAAGAACUGCCAUCGUGUCAACCUCAUGGGAAAAUAUGGUGACAAUAGUCACAGCAAGGGUAUCAACUGGUUCCAUUGGAAGGGACACGAGCAUUCAAUCCAGUUCGUCGAGAUGAAGAUUAGACCCAUCAACUUCAGAAACGUUGAAAGCCGACGGAAAAGAUCAUAGACUUAAUACCUGUACAUGCUUUUAUUGUGAAGAUAUUUGGUGGAGGGUUUGGAAUGGUCAGAAUAGGCACUUUUGUGUGUUUGAUUUGUUUUAUUGUUUGUGUUCAUUGGAAAAUGUUCAAGCCAAAUAUGGCUCCCUAUAUUAUGUCCAAAGAUAUUUGAAUAUGCCAAUUAAGAAUAAGGCAGUUUGAUUAUGAAAUGUGAAACAAUGAAAGGAGAUUUCAGUUACUCUUAUUUUUAUGGUGAAGGUAAAAAGAGUCCUACUGUAAGUUUCACUCUCGCUCUUAUGUCCUAUUCUCCCACACUGUUAUGUUCUCUUUCUGGCAGUUGAUUAAAAAAAACUGUAUGAGCACCGUUAAGCUUUUCAACUAGGCACAUGGAAAUAAUAAUGUGGCUUGAUGCCACAUCCCUCAGUCUCCCCAGACAUUAAGGGACGGGGGAAAUAAAGCUAUCGAGGUUAAAGGAAAAUUCCACUCAAAAACUAUAUUUUCGUCCACUGUUGAUACAGUCCUACAAUGUUUUGCAUGUCAGCAGAUACGUUUUCAAGAUAUUGGACUUUCAAGAAGCAAAGUGUCACUUGCCACAUCAGCAUAAUGAUGUAAAAUGCAUCAUAUGAUGCAAAAUGCAUCAUUAUGAUCAUGUGACAAGUGACACUUUGCUUCUUGAAAGUCCAAUGUCUUGAAACCUUGACUGCUGACCUGCAAAACAUUUUGGGACUGUAUCAAAGGGGGACGAAUAAAAAAAAUACAAAAAAAGAGUUUCCUUGUAUAGACCUGAGUGUAGGACUGACUAAACUGGGUAUCAUUUGUUUCAUAUUGAGUGAUUGAUAUUUCAAAUGUCAUUUUAUAUUAUUUUCAACCUAUUGGAAUUCAUGAACAGUGUGUCCACAUAUACAACAAAGCAGGAAAACUAUUCUUGAGAAGAUUAUGGUAGUGAUUUUAACCACUGACAUCAUUGAAUACCGGUUUAAAUUAUGCUUGACAUUUUUUUUCCAGCUGAAUGAAAAACAGAUGUCUAUAUGAAACCCUCAAUACAAUAAAAUAUACUUUGUUAAAA